CUAAACUACGUUACGGUUUCUUCCGUAGCGCGUCAGUGUGACACACGGAAAAGCCCAAACAUAACAACAUGAGCAGCGUUAGCUUUCCUUCAGCUCUAGUGAACUUGAAAACGAGAAAGGUUUGCGUACUGAAUAUGUGUUUGUAGUAAAAAUGUCUUCAGUUCAGCUCCAGAACGAGCAGCUAAAUCCUGCCGAAGAGACAUCUUCAGAGUUUGAAGAAAUCAUCGUCAAGUCCGAGGAAGAGACGGAUGGUCAGAGUGGACUGCUGGAUUCAACCCGGAUUCCUCGGAUCACCUCACAGCAAACAGACCUGCCUCAACAUUACAAUUUUCAGGGAGAGAAGGUUUUUAAUGACCAGCACCAGUGUAUCCAGGAGUCAACCUCUAGUUUAGACCAGAAGGAAGUGGAAGGUACACAAAUAAAAAAGGAGUCUGAGGAACUAAUUCAUCACCAGAUAAAAGAGGAGCAAGGAGAACCAGAAAAUCUUCAAAUGAAAGAAGACCAUCUGGAACAUCUUCUGAUUAAAGAAGAGCAGGAGGAAAUACAACAUCUGCAAGUAAAAGAGGACCAAGAGGAAAUACUGUGUGUGCAGAUAAAAGAAGAAGAGAAUGAACUUCAUCCUGGCUUUGUGGGACAAGAUGAAGAACAGCUUCUGCUGAAGGAGCAGACUGAUACCUUAACAGCAACUCUGACUAAUGAGAAAAAAUAUUGCAGUGAGCCAGCACCAAACAGGAAACAACACAACUCCUGUGAUCUUCCUGAAGCUCAGAACCAGAACCAGGAAGGAAGAAUGCCAGAGGAUUCAGAAUCAACAACAAGAGAAUUACCAAAACAAAAUAAAAGACUUCAGAAAACCAGAGAGCAUAAAAAGAAUGUUGACAAUGCAAAACAAAAAAGCCUUAAAAAAAUAUCUUUAUGUAAGAGCAGGUAUUCUUGUAAAACGUGUAAUUUACCAUUUUUUCAUAACAGCACGUUUAUUAGACAUCUGAGAACUCAUACAGGUGAGAAGCCCUUUUCAUGUACAAUCUGUGGAAAAUGUUACAAACAAAAGGGUCAUUUAACUGAUCACAUGAGAACUCACACAGGCGAGAAACCCUUUGCGUGUAGCAUUUGUGGAAAAAGUUUCAGUCAAAAGAGCCAUUUAACAAUUCACAUGAGAAUUCAUGCAGAUGAGAAGCCUUUCUCCUGUGUGAUCUGUGGAAAGAAUUUUAGCCAGAAGGGUCAAUUAGCUUAUCACAACAGAAGUCACACAGGUGAGAAGCCUUUUUCGUGUAUUGCUUGUGGAAAAUGUUUUGGUCAAAAAAGUAGUUUAACUUAUCAUAUGGGAAGUCACACAGGUGAAAAACCUUUUUCAUGCAUAAAUUGUGGAAAGAGUUUUAGUUUGAAAGGCAAUUUGAUAUAUCACACAAAAAAUCACGCAUGUGAAAAGUCAUUCCACUGUGUCACUUGUGGAAAAAAAUUCUGUAAGAUAGAAAACUUUACAACUCAUCUGAAAAUUCACACAGGUGAGAUGCCUUUUUCAUGUAUCACCUGUGGAAAAUCAUUCAGACAAAAAAAAAGUUUUAAUACUCACCUAAGAACUCACACGGGUGAGAAACCUUUUACAUGUAAAAUCUGUGGGAAAAGUUAUAUUCAAAAAAGUAGCUUAACGUAUCAUAUGAGAAUACACUCGCUCGAGAAACCGUUUUCAUGUAGUACUUGUGGAAAAAGUUUCAGCAAAAAAGAUAUUUUCAAAUCUCAUUUAAGAAGCCACACAGGUGAGAAGCCUUUCUUGUGUAACACAUGUGGAAAACAGUUUACUCGUAAAAGCUUUUUAACAGUUCAUCUAAGGGUUCACACUGGUGAGAAGCCUUUCACAUGUUCUACCUGUGAAAAAUGUUUCACUCGGAAAAGCUUUUUAACAGUUCACAUGAGAACCCACACAGGCGAGAAGCCUUUCUCGUGUUUGUCCUGUGGAAAUACUUUCAGGCAAAGAGCUCAUUUGAUUUGUCACAUGCGAACUCAUGCAGAUGAGAAGAUGUAAUUUGGUGAAUGCUUUGAAGUUUUUUAGCAUCAAGGAGCUUGGGCACAUUUUUAGAAACUGAAGUAAGCAAAAAAUAAAAAAGCUUCACAUUUAGAAAACAAAUAUGGCAAAAAUGCCUUCAGAAAUGUCUAAACAUUUUAAGCAUGUAAUGUAUUUAAUAGUGUAUAGUACU
This is a messenger RNA of Gambusia affinis (western mosquitofish), 2195 nucleotides long. Its product is annotated as gastrula zinc finger protein XlCGF57.1-like. Gene Ontology annotation, biological process: regulation of transcription by RNA polymerase II. NCBI's taxonomy places the organism in Eukaryota, Metazoa, Chordata, Actinopteri, Cyprinodontiformes, Poeciliidae. Bases 152 to 2023 code for a protein of 623 amino acids. The transcript is spliced from 2 exons. Gene Ontology annotation, cellular component: nucleus. Gene Ontology annotation, molecular function: RNA polymerase II cis-regulatory region sequence-specific DNA binding; DNA-binding transcription factor activity, RNA polymerase II-specific. The record is from RefSeq and is a predicted model, not a curated record.